AUAGACAUGGAAAUUCCAAACACAGUCAGGCAGCAUGAAGUAUAUAUGUCAUUCUGAACCAAGCAGAACGGGGUCGUCAAAGGUCUGGGUCUCCAAAGGGAAGGAAUGGGGUCUUUAGGAAGAAUGAAGAAAGGUAAAUGUGUGGUAAACAAAUGUUUGCUGGGCCACCGAGAAACAAUGGGCCAUGGAGGGCUUCCAUCAAACAGGCCUUGCUUGGCUCCUCCCUGUCUACCACGCCUAGUUCACAGUAUAAUGUAGUUAUCUAGGGUCACAGCUCUCCACCUGGAGCAGGUCCUCAAUCCGAAUUCCUUUUAGGUCUCUCCUCCUCUCCCAUGGCGUGUGCUGCUGACUGUUUCUUGCCAUGUCUUCUCACAAGACUUUCAGGAUCAAGCGAUUCCUGGCCAAGAAACCAAAAAAGCAGAAUCGUCCCAUUCCUCAGGGGAUUCGGAUGAAAACUGGUAAUAACACCAGCUACAACUCCAAGAGGCGGCAUUGGAGAAGAACGAAGCCGGGUCUGUACGGGAUCGUACCUGAGGUGGCACACGUUUAUGCCCCCUGAAGGUCACGUGUUCCUACUCCGUCACUCUGCAAACCUCCCUACUACCCGAUCUGUUGUAUCAUGGAAAAGACUCUUCUCUGUUAUUAUGCUUCUGCACCUGUAGGUUGGUUCAGUAAUAAACACGUGAGACCUUU
This is a messenger RNA of Felis catus (domestic cat), 693 nucleotides long. RefSeq names its product 60S ribosomal protein L39-like. Gene Ontology annotation, biological process: translation. The record is from RefSeq and is a predicted model, not a curated record. Lineage: Eukaryota; Metazoa; Chordata; Mammalia; Carnivora; Felidae. The transcript has a single exon. Gene Ontology annotation, molecular function: structural constituent of ribosome. Bases 362 to 559 code for a protein of 65 amino acids. Gene Ontology annotation, cellular component: cytosolic large ribosomal subunit; ribosome.